AUGCAUUACUCUGUAUUGCUGCUGGGCCUCGUAGCCACAGCAGCCACUUUGCCGCUCGCUGUCAGAGACACGCCUGGGUCAACCGUCACUCCGAACAUCACCUGGGCCGACGUCGCGGGAAUCUGCCGCAACCAUGAUAGCCAAGGCGGAGAGUGCAAAUCGCCAGUAGUAUCCGGCUUUGACGAUCCGGACGAAACACUCAUCGAAGAUAUGGAAUACUUCAGGUUCUCCACCGCCAACAUUGAAGAGUCCCGAGUCGAUGACUGGUACUGGGCCUGGGCACUUAGCAGGCAGAGUAGUACCGAAUGGACUGAGAAUGGAGAGUGGAACUUGUUUGUCAUGGAUUUUCUCCAUGACGCAAAUUUCCAGUGCGACUGGGCAUAUCCUUCAUGUACUCCGCUGUCCCGGGUCGUCCUCCAAAAAAUGUACCCUACCAACAGACCGCUUGUUCGCAGAAUUCACUUUACGCUUGUUCGUUACCAGAAGGCACACGACUACGUGUUAGCCAUCGAUGGUGCAAUGAUGCGCGCUCAACACACAGUCGUUGGUUUAAUACCUCAAAUUGUCUCUACCUUCACACUACAAGUUAAUGCGGCGAAGGCGCUGAAAUGUGAACAAUUACAUACCCUCGUCUAUCAAAUCGUUCAGACCGGAAUCAUGAUUGCUGCGACUAUUGGGGGAGGCUUCAUUGUAGCUGGAGUAAAUGCUGUGACCCAGGCAGUAGCUGAUGCGGAAAGAAAUCUGAACCAGUUUACCAGGACUCUGGUGGCUGGUGCUGAGCUCACGGCAGAACAAAGAGUAGAACAAAGACAACUACAGAAUGUUCUCGACACCGCAAAACACAACCUUGCGAAGGUAUCUUGGGUCAGUCCAGUGGUGAAUAAAAAGCCAGAGGUCAAAUUUGCCUGGUAUAAUAUCCCGGUGAACAUGAUAGGACCAUGGGGGGGUAUAGCAUACGCCGAUAUGAGGAAGGCUAUGAAUCAACACUAUCAAUCUAUUGGACCGGGAAUAGCACAUGGUAUAUUGUGCUCCGCCUUUGAAGGUGAUUUCCAGGAUCGAAGCGCUGCGAAUCGGGACGAAUUAACCUAUCGGAUCAGUGCCAUGUUCAACUCGGAUCGGAAGCAGAGACAGCUCUGGUUCAGGGAUAUUCUGCGAGGGAACGUUUCAGUGCCUGGCCAGCCGUCGCCUACGUCUAUUUGGUUCAAAAGUCGAGCUUGGGCUGGUCCAGGAUCCGUAUCCGAAGAGAUGACAGAUAUCACCAAGCUGGAAGAAUCUUCAACGACCGCGAUAGUCAAAGCACUCAUUUCAGACAUUCUGAUCAAUGAUUUCAACUACAUCAAGUGCGGUUACAAGGAAGACGCGCCCAAACAUUGUGCGAAGGCGAAGAACGCGUCAAAAGGACAGGACAUCUCCGUUUUUUGUCCUUUCCCUGACGCAGAUCCGCAGCUCAUGUGCGACUCGAGGAGGUGGUAUUUCUCCGACCAUGCACCGCACGAUAUCCCCAUGGUAGCCUCCCAUGGCAAGAAGAUAGAGAAUUUCGCCUCUGGUAUUUACAACUUCACUCAAGAAAUGCUCUUGCAGGAGUCGUUCAAGAACUAUGGGCUAUACGGACAUUCGAGUCAUGACGACUUUUCCAUGUGGGGGCGCGAAAAUUCGACAAGCCAAGGUGUUGGGUUCAGGAUCCCGGUAUGUGUAACAGACAAGCCGCAUUUUUUCGAAGCCCUAGGCUAUCCUGCCAUCUGUGGAGACUGGCGGUCCGAAGAGACACUACCAUUCAUCGAAGCAAUGCAUGCUGGUGUAGACUCCACGAUUUACCAAUACAGGAGCCAGGGAGUCCCCCAGUCCCUCUAUACCGAAAUCAUUCCCAAGAUUCUAGCCGACUUUUCGCCACUCACCCGCUACCUCGCUUUUUGCGACAAUGGAAUCAGAUUCCCCGGACCAAAAGAGAAAACGGGCCCAAUUACGAAUUGGAAGAAGAUCCAGCAAGGCAGAGAUAGUGACUGCACCCUGAUCCGAAAAGGCGUCGCAGGUAUAGACACCGAGGAGGAGGCCAAUCGAUGGUUCUGUACCAAUCAAGGUGGUCACACGAUCUUCAAACGGGAGAAAGAUCAUAUCGAUUCUCCUCACCUCAAGAUCUCUCUCCGGAACCAUGCUCACAAAUGCAAAAAUUGGCUUAAAAAGCACGACUUUGGACGUGUCGUCCUUGCCCUCUACAUCGGUUUUAUGGGGAGGUCAUUGGCGCCCAAUACUCGUUCGUGGAGUAAAGCAAGCAGUAUGAUGGCCACCAUAACAUUCAACUCUGUAGCGGAGGUCUAG
Drepanopeziza brunnea f. sp. 'multigermtubi' MB_m1 is the source of this 2316-nucleotide messenger RNA. Lineage: Eukaryota; Fungi; Ascomycota; Leotiomycetes; Helotiales; Drepanopezizaceae. The record is from RefSeq and is a predicted model, not a curated record.